Molecule: messenger RNA, 1089 nt
Organism: Trichobilharzia szidati
Lineage: Eukaryota; Metazoa; Platyhelminthes; Trematoda; Strigeidida; Schistosomatidae
Source: the annotation of a GenBank genome assembly
AUGUCCAAGUCGUAUUAUUCACAUCGCAAACAUAGAUCACAUAUAGAUUUCUAUGCAAAUGUCACACCCAGUUUCAACGAGCAACAACCCACUAGACAUUAUCGAGAUGGAGGAAACAGUGAUGGUUAUCACAAUGAUGUUAUGCGAUAUACGGGUGAUAGUGAUGAAGACAAUCUUGAUGUCUCCAGUGUUAAAAGUAAAUAUUACAAUGUAGUUAAUACUCUCAAGUGUAUUCGUUACACUGGAACUUUCCUAUCAAUAAUGUACCUGUUUGUAAAACUGUGCUAUUUAGGCAACUCAAUUAUUCAGUUAUUCUUAAUGCAAUACUUUCUUGGAUUUACAGACGGUAGUAAUAGUUUCUUUGGUCUGGUAGUUCUACAUAACAUACUUCAUGGUCAUGAUUGGCAGUCAACCUUGUUCUUUCCACGAGUAGCUUAUUGUUACGCACCUGUUAAAAACUUUGGAACAAAAGCUAACAUAGCUACAGCUCAAUGUGUUCUACCAACAAAUAUGUUGAAUGAAAAAAUUUACAUAUUUCUUUGGUGGUGGAUUCUACUAGUGUCUAUACUCAAUGCCAGUAGUCUACUACGAUGGUUUUUACAAUUUGCCUGUCAAAAUCGUGGAAGUCGAUUCAUUAUUAAAUACAUUAAAUUGUCGAACAAUCUACCUCUUAAUGAUGUCUAUUGUGCUGAGAAAUUCGCAAGAAAAUUCCUACGACGUGAUGGAAUGUUUGUCUUACGUAUGUUAGCAUCGAAUGCUGGGGAAAUGAUCACCUCAGAAAUUAUCAAUGCAAUGUGGGUGAAUUAUCGUAAUACUGUUGUCCAAUCAAAACUUGGAAGUUCUCAGCAACUUAGUCAAAUUGUUCAUCACAAUGAUGAUAUGCCGAAAGAUACUUUUCCAUCAAACGUUUCAGAAGCUAGAUGGAAUAGAGAACAAGCAGAAGAACAUCCGCCGAAAGUACUAACUGAAAACACUUAUUCAACUAAGACUCCAAAAACGAAGUCCCCAGUAUUUGAUGACACUAAACCAGAAAAUAGACGAGGAAGCAUCGAAAUGGCAAAUCAGCCUAGACGCCUUUAUUAUGUUUAA